Glarea lozoyensis ATCC 20868 is the source of this 441-nucleotide messenger RNA. RefSeq lists its product as uncharacterized. The coding region runs from base 1 to 441 and encodes 146 amino acids. Lineage: Eukaryota; Fungi; Ascomycota; Leotiomycetes; Helotiales; Helotiaceae. The record is from RefSeq and is a predicted model, not a curated record. The transcript has 4 exons.
AUGCAUAUCACUGCAUUAAUCCUCACAUUCGCGACCUUCAUCUUGAGCGCUACCGCAGGUCCAGUCGCUAUCGCAGCACUAUCUUCAGAACUUGCCAAUCGCGGAUUGGACGAGCUCCACUGCUGCAAGGACAACGGUCGCGGUUGGCAGUAUGCCCCAUACGCCGAGUUUCAAACAGCUUACAAUCGUUUCCGUGGUCCUGGUACCAUUUUCGUUCCGCAUGGUUGUACUGCAGUUACUGGAUGUAACAAUGGAGCCGAGACGCUUGUUUGUAACGACCACCAACGCGUAGCCAUGGUUGAGCUAUCCACUUUCGCCCAAUUCUUUGACACAGUCGCUGGCCAAUGUGUUAGUUGGGAGACUGGUGUCCCGUCGGUCUGCGGCCAAGCUUUCAAUAAUGAGCAUCGAUAUAAUCUCGUCUUGAAGAAAUGCAAUUAUUAA